AUGACUAUGCCCCAGAUGCGCCCAGCGCCCGCGCUGGCUAACCCAGCGACGGGCAGCGCGAACCCUGCUGCUUCUCUGCAGUCGCUGUGGAACUACGUUGCGCCAGCGGCCGCACACCUUAUGCAAGCGCCCACGAACAAUCCCGGAAAGGCACCAGCGCUCGACGUCGGAUACCAUAUGGGCAUACACACUGCCGUAUACAACUACUUCACUGUUCCACGGCCCGGAGGUGCACCUGCCGGUGCUGAUUUCUACGAACUUCUGGAUGGAUGGUUCGGAGAGGUCGCGAGGGAUACACUGUUAGGGCUCCCGGAGGAUGAUAGCGAACGUCUCGUCCAGUACUUGGUUCCGUGCUUCCAGCGGUACCAGUCUGGAGCAGGCGCCGUUAGUCGUCUUCUCAACUAUACCAACCGCCAAUAUGUGAAGCGCGCCAUUGACGAAGACCGCGGUUGGCUUCGUUUGGCCGAUGUUAUUGACGACGUCGCGGAGGCCGUACGCAACAAAGAGUCGCACGCGAAGCUCGCAGGACGUCUGCGUGCGCGCCGCGACGGCGAACUCAUGAGAUGGGGCUGGAAUGGCAACGCGUCAGAUACCGAUUCCAUCACCAAGGCCGAGGCCGCCGCAGAAGCUGGCGCCCCCCCAGAUAGAGUUGUUCCUCUCGCGGCUCUCGCACAACGACGCUUUAGGAUCGAG
Molecule: messenger RNA, 693 nt
Organism: Peniophora sp. CBMAI 1063
Lineage: Eukaryota; Fungi; Basidiomycota; Agaricomycetes; Russulales; Peniophoraceae
Source: the annotation of a GenBank genome assembly